Taeniopygia guttata (zebra finch) is the source of this 5973-nucleotide messenger RNA. It is a transcript of the gene MEGF11, whose product is annotated as multiple EGF like domains 11. Gene Ontology annotation, cellular component: membrane. The record is from RefSeq and is a predicted model, not a curated record. Gene Ontology annotation, molecular function: protein binding. NCBI's taxonomy places the organism in Eukaryota, Metazoa, Chordata, Aves, Passeriformes, Estrildidae.
UCUGAAGCUGGUACCGCACGUCAAAGCGACAAUCCAGGGGGAGGGGAGCGGAGCGCAGCCUCAGCCCAGCGCCUGCGAGAGCCGGGGAUGCACUGGUGCGCCCAGCCCUGCAUCCCGGAGCGACUGCCCGAGAGAUGCUGCUGUGACUUGGUUCUGCGCUGGGAAAAGAGCGGCUCCGAGCCCCCACCCCCGUCUCCUCCCGCCCUCCUCUUCCUUCCCCCUCCCCCGGGUCCUGCGGGGAGGCGGGUUUAAGGGCCAAGUGACUUCCCAAGAGCUUUCUCCCACUCUCCCGUUGAUGUGCCCUGUGUCUCCAUGUGCUGGGGAACUGUAAAAACAGGAUCCACUGGGAAUUUUUAGCACUUUAAGCUACAACAAUGGUGGCACAUGUGCUGUUCCAGUGGAUUCUAAGAGGGCUUAUUCUGACUUUUCUGCUCAAAACUACUCUGUCCCUAAAUCCAGAUGAUCCCAAUGUUUGUAGUCACUGGGAAAGCUAUGCCGUGACUGUGCAGGAAUCUUACGCUCACCCCUUUGACCAGAUCUACUACACACGAUGCACAGACAUCCUCAACUGGUUCAAGUGCACCAGGCACAGGAUCAGCUACAAGACCGCGUAUCGCAGGGGGCUGCGCACGAUGUACCGCCGGCGCUCGCAGUGCUGCCCCGGCUACUACGAGAGCAGCGACUACUGCAUCCCACUGUGCACAGAGGAGUGUGUGCAUGGAAGAUGUGUCUCUCCUGACACGUGUCACUGUGAACCAGGCUGGGGAGGGACUGAUUGCUCAAGCGAUUUGGCCACCUCUGAUGGGCUGGGGGAGUCCAGCACCUCUUCGGCAGAGACUGGUGGAAACAGCAACUACAACAGCUGUGACAGCGAGCACUGGGGGCCGCACUGCAGCAACCGCUGCCAGUGCCAGAACGAAGCGCUCUGCAACCCCAUCACGGGCGCCUGUGUGUGCGCCGACGGCUUCCGCGGCUGGCGCUGCGAGGAGCUCUGCGAGCCGGGCACCUACGGCAAGGGAUGCCACUUCCAGUGCCAAUGCCACCACGGCGCCACCUGCGACCACCAGACCGGCGAGUGCCACUGCGCGCCCGGAUACACCGGCGUGUUCUGUGAGGAGCUGUGUCCCCCCGGCAGCCACGGGGCGCAGUGUGAGCUGCGCUGCCCCUGCCAGAACGGCGGCGUUUGUCACCACGUCACCGGGGAGUGCUCCUGUCCUGCUGGAUGGAUGGGGCUGGUGUGUGCACAGCCUUGUCCUCCUGGAACCUUUGGAAUUAACUGCAGCCAGGACUGUCCAUGCCACAACGGAGGGCACUGUGACCCCGUGACAGGAAAAUGCCUGUGUACAGCUGGCUAUAUAGGAGACAGGUGCCAGGAGGAGUGUCCCAUCGGCACCUACGGCUUCCAGUGCGCGCAGACCUGCGCCUGCCAGAACGGCGCCAAGUGCUACCACGUCAACGGGGCCUGCAUCUGUGACCCUGGCUUCAAAGGCAUCCACUGCCAGGAAAGGAUGUGUCCUGAAGGCUUCUAUGGCCUCAAAUGCAACAAGAGAUGCCCCUGCAAUAUUACCAACACCCUCAGUUGCCAUCCUCUGUCUGGGGAGUGCAGCUGCAAGGCUGGCUGGGCUGGGCUCUACUGCAACGAGACGUGUCCCGUGGGCUACUACGGCGAGGGCUGCCAGGUGCCCUGUCCCUGCCACAACGGGGCCGACUGUGACAGCAUCACUGGCAGCUGCAUCUGUGCCCCAGGCUUCAUGGGAGAUGACUGCACCAUUCCCUGCGAGGCGGGCACCUACGGCACCAAUUGCUCGUCGGUUUGUAACUGCAAGAACGAUGGCACUUGUUCCCCUGUGGAUGGGCUGUGCUACUGCAAGGAAGGGUGGCAAGGAGUGGAUUGCUCUAUUCCCUGCUCGAGUGGAAGCUGGGGUCUGAACUGUAACCAGACGUGUUCCUGCAGCAAUGGAGCGUCCUGCAGGCCAGACGAUGGCUUCUGCCUCUGCUCCCCGGGAUGGCAGGGGGACUUCUGUGACCAGCCUUGUCCUGAUGGAACAUAUGGCCUUAAUUGCAGUGAGCGUUGUGACUGCAACCAUGCAGAUGGGUGUGAUCCUGUCACUGGGUACUGCUGCUGCCUUGCAGGCUGGACAGGCAUCCACUGUGACAACAUCUGCAGCCAGGGCCGCUGGGGACCCAACUGCUCCAUCUCCUGCAGCUGUGAGAACGGGGGAUCCUGCUCCCCUGAGGAUGGAACCUGUGACUGUGCACCGGGAUACAGAGGGCCCUUGUGCCAGAGAAUUUGCCCCCCCGGUUUUUACGGCCACCACUGCAGCCAGCCGUGUCCCCAGUGCGUGCACAGCAAUGGUCCCUGCCACCACGUGUCCGGGCACUGCGACUGCCUGCCGGGCUUCUCCGGGCCCCUCUGCAACCAAGUGUGUCCCAGUGGGAAGUUCGGGAAGGACUGUGCUGAGGUGUGUCAGUGCACCGAGAACGGGACCUGCAACCCCAUCGACGGCUCGUGCCAGUGCUUCCCAGGCUGGAUAGGCAUGGACUGCUCCCAGACUUGUCCCACUGGGUUUUGGGGCCCUGAUUGCUUUCAUUCAUGCAACUGCCACAACGGAGCACUGUGCAGCCCCUACGAUGGAGAAUGUAGAUGCACCCAUGGUUGGACGGGGCUCUACUGCACUCAGCGUUGCCCAGCUGCUUUUUAUGGGAAGAACUGUGCCAAUGUGUGCCAGUGCCAGAACGGAGCCGACUGUGACCACAUCACUGGGCAGUGCACGUGCAGGACGGGAUUUACAGGCAAACAGUGUGAGCAGAAGUGCUCUCCAGGAACAUUUGGUUAUGGUUGCAAACAAUUGUGUGAGUGCAUGAACAAUGCAACGUGUGACCACGUCACAGGCACUUGCUACUGCAGUCCAGGCUUCAAAGGAAUCCGAUGUGAUCAAGCGGCUCUUAUGAUGGAAGAAUUAAACCCCUAUACUAAAAUUAGCCCUGCUCUUGGAUCAGAGAGGCACUCAGUGGGAGCAAUCAUUGGAAUUAUUAUUCUCCUUCUAAUUAUUAUGGUCUUGCUGGCACUCUUUGUGUGGUAUCGACGGAAACAGAAGGAGAAGGGCCAUGACAUGCCAAGUGUAUCUUACACUCCAGCCAUGAGGAUGACUAAUACAGAUUACUCACUUUCUGAUAUAUCCCAGGGUAGCAGCAGUGUUCAUUGUUUUUCCAAUCCAAGCUACCACACUCUCUCGUGUGGGGUGACUUCACGCUUCUUUCCCAGUAAUCUGGAUGGAAACAGCUCCUGUAAGCUCAGUUACAAAAUCCUUGACAGAGAAACUGCAGACUGGAGACCCUACAGCUAUCUGAAUGAACUAGGUGCUUGUGGGAUGGAUAGACGUCAGAACACAUACAUAAUGGAAAAAAGCUUCAAAGAUUAUAUGAAAGAAUCUGUGUGCAGCUCCAGCACUUGUUCCCUGAACAGCAGUGAAAACCCAUACGCCACCAUUAAAGACCCCCCCAUUUUAACCUGCAAACACUCCGAGAGCAGCUACGUGGAAAUGAAAUCGCCUGGUCACAGGGAGUCCCCGUAUUCCGAAAUGCCAACUUCAUCAACAGCCAACAAAAACAUCUACGAAGUUGAGCCCACUGUCAGCAUAGUCCAAGACAGCCGCAGUCGGAGUGCCAGCUACCUUCAGAACCCCUACGACCUGCCUAGGAACAGUCACAUUCCCGGUCACUACGACCUGCUCCCCGUCCGGCACAGCCCCACGCACGGGCCUUCUUGGGACAAGCAGUCCUAGAGGGAUGGACUUCACUGGGCACUGUGCUGCCAACACAGACUGUGAGGGAGCAGAGGAGAAGCCAUUCCUUCCUUUCCUGUGGACUGGCAAGGACUUAACACGACAUCAGCUUGGGCCAACUGCUGCUGCAUGAUGUUAUUUAUAAAGACAUUUUUGUAUGGGUACCUGGAACUAACGAGAGCCUCCUCCACGUGGCACUGGAGCACAUCACUCCAGGAAGGUGACUUCAUGCUCCAGGCAAAAACUCUCUGUGGCGUGUUCUAACCCUGGCUUUGCUGUAAAAUAAACCACAAAAACAUACUAAGUAGAAGGACUUCAAGAUGUACAUUUCUACCAACUGCAUCAAGAAACCUUUUACUGUUAGGAACACAGUGACUAGGAAUACGCUGGAAUUUGUUUUCAUCUUUGUCAAGGGAAUGGACAUUUUUCUGAAUGAGAGCAGGGAAACUUGUCAUUUCACUGUCUGGAAAGCUCAUUUACUGCCAUCACCAUGUGCAACCUGUGCAGAUCAUGCUUGGUAAUUAGCAUUGAGAUUGUCAUCUCUAUAUUCAGUACCAGAGAAUUUGAGUUGAGGAAGAUGAACACAGACACUUUCUGUGCAGUUUUUAAUAUCUUUCCAAACAUCCCCUGAUCUUUGCUAAUGAAUGGAGUUUCCACAAUGAGUCUCACACCCACUUACCACAUUUUUAACGUUGAUUGGCACAGGUAGGCUUUGAUUUUCCUUAUGCAGCUUCUGUUUUGGUAGCUAAAUCCAGCAGAUCUGUCAAGCAGUUUAAACUGCUGCCCCUCCAAUUCCUGCCCCGGGACGCUGCAGGUUUGCACAGACCAGGCCUGGUUUCAUUUCCUUUCUCAAAGCUGAGCCACAUCAGCUUCUCUCUCCCAUCUUCCCAAACCAUCUCCUCAUGAUUCACUGUCAGCAUGCCACUGAUGACACCUCAAUCUGAUGUGCAUUACCAUGUAGUGCAACUUUAUCCAUUGAUGAUUCUACCUGAAAUGUCAUUAAAUGGAGCUGAAACUGGGUUUUCUUUUUCAGCAGCUGUUUGUGAAGUAAUUAUCAAGGGUCUGACCUAUGGUAAAAUUUUGGACUGAGCCACCAUGAUAUUUUUUUUAAUUUAUAAUCUCUAUUGACCUAGAAAGUAGAGCACUUGCCGUUAGUUCCUUGUAAAUUUUGAGCAUGAAGUAGUAUUGACUCUAAGUAAGUAAUUUUAUUAGGCAAACGUGGAAGUAGCAAGUUGAUUGCCUUUUAAAUAUAGCAGAUAUUCUGUUGCACAUUCGCCAGUCUGAUGGAAGCAGAAGAGGACGACACCAGCCCCGUGGGUUUGCUCACAGCACGAUGCCAGGAGUGACCUGCAGGGCUCAGUACUUGCAAGAGGAGCCCUCCAGCUCGGGGGCAGCAGCUGGAUCCCAGCUCUGGGAACACUCCUGGAGCACCGUGGUGGGACCCAGCCAUGUCCCCACAGAUGGGCUCAGCCCUCAGGCCUGGGGUCACAGCCCCUGGCUCUGGGCAUUCUGCCCCAGGAGCUUUUCCCCUUGGAGCCAGGACUCUCCAGGUGGUCAGGAGAACCCCAGUCUGAACCUGGACACCCCCAGGACACCCCCAGGCUCCCGGAGCAGGAUCCUGCCCACGAGGUUUCCCGAAUGCUGCAUGUGUGCAUGGGGGCCGUGGCUGAUCAGCAAUAGCAGUUUUGUUUUCCAGGAAAGCCUUAUUUGAGAUGCAAGGAAACAAUUAUUUUGUAGGCCCAGUAGGAAUAUAUUUUGCAUACAUGAAUAGAAAGGUUUACCUCAAAAAUACCAAGAGAAAGGCAGUUGGAUAAGGAAUACUCUCAUUAAGACCCACCUUGGCACCCAGCACAAGCAGCCUGAGCUGCUGGCCUGACCCACGUCUGUGUGUUGCUGUAGUAUGCAAUGGGACUCCAGAGAGCAGAGAUGUGCUCAGUUGUUUGGUUUGGUUUUUUUCACAGCAGGAUUUUGAAACCAAAUGCAAUGAUGUGCAUAGAGCUUAACAGAAAAAAAAAAAAAAAAAAAAAAGCAAAACCAACAAAAAAAGUACCUUCUUGUAUAUCAGCAUUAGCUUAGGAAACAGGCACCAAAAUGGCAAUACUUUUUUAAGGCAAGACAGAUUUGUAAUAUAUUUGUUCACUGUGCAAAGGUAUCCUACCUUGUACAAAAUAAAUUGAAUUUCUCUCAA